CAACAUACAAUACUACUAUUACCUUCCCCCAUCCCCACCCCACCACCCCUCCAUCCACAUUAAUGUUUACGUUCCCCAAGCCACGACCCAAACCCUCCCUCUUCAAGCUCAACCCACCCAAUAACUUCACACAAACCCGCAAAAUGCGUCUCCCCUACGCCCCCUCCACCCCUCCAGACCCCACCGACCUCCCCACCACCGAAAUCUACUCCCGCAUCGCCGCCCGCCGCCAUCCCCGCCCCCUCAUCCCCCUCGACCUCUCCCUCCUACACUCCCCUCCCGUCGCCGACGGCUGGAACAGCUUCCUGGGCGCCAUCCGCACGCAAACUAUCAUCGACGGCGGAUUGCUCGAGCUCGCCGUGUGUCGCGUGGCCGUGCUCACCAAUGCCAUCUACGAGUGGAAUGCGCAUGCGCCGUUGGCGCUGAAGGGGGGGAUUAAGGGGGCGGAGUUGGGUGCGGUGCGGACACUCCCCUCUCUGGCUGAGGGGGAUGCGAAGGCGGAUGAGCAGUUGGAGGGAAGUCAGUUGACGAGUGUGCAGAAGGCGGUGGUGCGGUAUGUGGAUGAGAUGACGAGGACGGUGAAGGUGCAGGAUAGCACGUUUGAGAAGUUGAAGGAGGUGGGGUUGUCGGAUCGGGAGAUUGUGGAGUUGACCACGGGGGUUGCCGGGUAUAAUUGUGUCAGUCGGGUGUUGGUCGCGUUGGAUGUGGGGGAGAAUAAUGGGAAGGAGAUGAGGAGUGUGGAGGAUUUGGUGGCUGAUCUUGAGAGGAAGUGAUUUAUAUACUAUUCAAGUAUGUUGGGAGGGUAUGGGUGUAUAUAGUGGGUGGGGCGGAUGAAGGGUAUAAGAUGCUUGAUUUGUAUGAAUGAUGGAUGAUAGCUAUGGCCUAGUAAAUAUACCUAAAGUGGAU
This is a messenger RNA of Aspergillus welwitschiae, 906 nucleotides long. Its product is annotated as carboxymuconolactone decarboxylase family protein. NCBI's taxonomy places the organism in Eukaryota, Fungi, Ascomycota, Eurotiomycetes, Eurotiales, Aspergillaceae. Bases 63 to 773 code for a protein of 236 amino acids. The transcript has 2 exons. The record is from RefSeq and is a predicted model, not a curated record.